Molecule: messenger RNA, 354 nt
Organism: Perkinsus marinus ATCC 50983
Lineage: Eukaryota; Perkinsozoa; Perkinsida; Perkinsidae
Exons: 3
Coding region: 1-354 (117 amino acids)
Source: RefSeq, a predicted model, not a curated record
AUGCAGUCACUGCAGCCUGUAUUCGAGUACUUUGGUGGUCUCGGUAAUCAACAUGAUUCUGCAGAGGCAUUGGAUACCGUAUUGGAUAAACUCCACGAUGAGUGUAAAUGGCGUAGAGAAUGGCCAGUAGAUGAGGGUUGCCUCACUGGACCGGGUGUACUAGAGGAUUCCAUCAUCUAUAGGAUAUUCCGUGGUAUUAAGACAGUACACCAUACCAUGCCUAACGGCAAAGUUACUAAACAAGUUGAAAGUUUUACCCUUAUAUCCUUACCACCUCCACCAAGGCAACAUCAUCUAUCUGGAUCACGGAACUCCACUAAGAUUGAUCUAGUGGAUCUCCUUAAACGAACGUAG